AUUUAUGUUUGUAGCAUUUUAUUUACCAAAUUUAUAUAAAGAUUUCGCAAGAUUUACUUAAAUUAUUUAUUUUGAAAAAUCGUUUAAAUUUGCAAGUUUAGUUUUUUUAUCAAGCACCAAACUCGAUGACUAACAAACGCAAGUUUGUGAGAGAAGAAAAGGUUGAAGCAGACAGUGAUAAGAUUGGAAAUGUAGAAGACGAGGUACCGAAGCAACUAGAAGAAACUGAUCAUAACUUAUCCACAGAUUUAGAUAAACCGCUGAGCUCUUUAACAUCUGAAUCGAUAAUUAAUCAUGUGCAAUCUAUAAUUGAUGAUAUGGAAGUCAAAAGAAAAGAUGACGAAACCCUAAUCGUAGAGUUUCGAAAAUCUAUGGAGAUACAAACUGAAAUCUGGUGUGAUCUUUUGGAAAAGACACUUGCAAAAGUUUACAUGAAAAAUAACAAUACUUGUCAAGAAAAGUUUCAACAGCUGCAUACCAUAUUAGGACGAAUAAGUCAGCUUGAACAAGAAAUGUCUUCUUUUAAACAAUCUUUAAAUUCAUUGUAUGCUGAAGUACAAGCUACCUAUCCAUCAUUGCAGUAGCAAGCAUAAACUAUUUUAAUUUUUAAUUAUAAUGAUAAAGUUAUAGGUGUCUAUGUAUAUAAAACAUUUAAAUA
Molecule: messenger RNA, 658 nt
Organism: Hydra vulgaris (swiftwater hydra)
Lineage: Eukaryota; Metazoa; Cnidaria; Hydrozoa; Anthoathecata; Hydridae
Biological process (GO): synaptonemal complex assembly
Cellular component (GO): central element
Source: RefSeq, a predicted model, not a curated record